Messenger RNA from Cuscuta epithymum, 1325 nucleotides. NCBI's taxonomy places the organism in Eukaryota, Viridiplantae, Streptophyta, Magnoliopsida, Solanales, Convolvulaceae. The record is from the annotation of a GenBank genome assembly.
AAAAAACAUUUCAAUAUAGUUUUUGAUGCUAGACUAAAAAGUUAAAAUGUUCAAAGAUGUGAAAAUUUGAUGGGAGAGGGGGAGAGAAAUAAAAUGCGGGAUUACAUAAACCUAAAGGGAACACAUCAGAAGAAAUAAAUUGAGUUCCAUAAACGAAUUUCAGACGAGUGUUAUUACAGAGAUCUCUGUCCGACUUUACCGUAAUCGCCUAUUGACUGCGGUGUGAAAGCAUUGAAGCCGAGCACGGAAAAUCGACGCAGGUGGUUGAAAACACUUCAAUCCGAGUCAGCUCAGCCCAAAUUUCAGCCUAUAUAAGCAGAGCGAGCGAGCAGUUCCUAAUCCAGGUUUUGGGCUCUCCUCUUCUCCAAUCCCUCCCUUCUGUCGGUGCUGUGUAAUUCGUUCAUGAUUCUUCUCUUUCAUUCCUAUAUCUCUUUGAAUAUUUCAUGAUGAUUUACAAUUGGUGAGUUUUAAGGGUGGGUUGAAUUUGAUUUUUCAUAAUAACUGAAUUAUCUUUCUGUUGCUAUUUCGUGCUUAUUGUUUAUGGUUCUAUCCAACACCCAUGAACAAUCUAUAGAUCGAGUGAGCAUUAUCGUUUGUGCAAGAACUCCCGUCCUGGAGAAAACUUCAUUCCAAGCAUGCUAGUGGUUAGGAUUAUCAUUGGUGCUGGUGGUUAGGACUGUGCACCGGGCUAAAACUGGAGCAGAGCGGGCCAAAUCGGAACCAGAAUUAGCUAAAUUUGAAAACCCUCAAUGGACAGAUUACAUGGAUGCCGUUUACACCUGAGAUGCUAGCAGAGUAGCCCCCAGCUGGACGAGAGCAUACUCACAUAUCGCGAGCACGUGUGCCGUUGAUAUGUUUUGAUAUUGUUGAGCUUCAUUUGCACGAUAGAGUCUUGCGACAGUUUGGGUUUGAGCAGGUCGCUCCACGGCCUAUCGACACUUAUGUUGAGCUGCAUAGGCUGGAUAGGCGUGGGAAGCAUACAGAGGAUUGGGCACUCAGACAUGUCAGAUAUGUGACUAUGUGGGAAAGGAGAGCUGAGCUAGUUGUUGCUGGGACACCGACAUAUGUGCCAUCUGUUUCAGGAGACUACAUGGGAUGGUAUUAUAGCAUCACUCGUUUGUUUGUGUCUUCUUCGUUCAGACUCCCUACUCAUCAUUAUCAACCUAGCUCCUUGGCUUUGCAUCUUACGACACGAGCUUUGCAGCGCAUAAUUCAGCGGGCUACUGCCACAGUGACUGAUAGUCAUGAUGUGGACAUGUAUGGACAGGCUCUGACAGGCAUUGCGUCCUUGUGUUCAGAUGUGUUGGGGCGAGUCGACUACGGCC